Seriola aureovittata is the source of this 772-nucleotide messenger RNA. It is a transcript of the gene c6h1orf53, whose product is annotated as chromosome 6 C1orf53 homolog. The transcript has 3 exons. Bases 255 to 707 code for a protein of 150 amino acids. The record is from RefSeq and is a predicted model, not a curated record. NCBI's taxonomy places the organism in Eukaryota, Metazoa, Chordata, Actinopteri, Carangiformes, Carangidae.
UGAGAUGGUCACAUGUCAUCGAUGUGACGAGGGCAAAUGAGGAAGUGGAACCGACUUGUGUGCGGGUUUAACCAAACUGAGAGGAAGAGGCAAAUUUUAAACAUGCAACAGAGACAAUCUUUGAUCUGUUGUCACCGUACUUAAUGAAGAGAUGGUGUGUUUUCACAACAUUGCAAGGCGAGGAGAAAUCUUACAGUGAUUUUCUUGAGUGAUAACUUUCACUACACAUUUUAAACUAGAAGUUUUACAGGAGCAUGUUUCACCAAAGUCAUCCGAGUAAAGCGUUUGUCCGGAGAUUGAUUCUUCUCCACGUCCAGUGUAAUAAGCGACUUGUAGCGAUGUCAAUACCGAUGCUCUCAGAAGAAAGCUCGAAGCGACUGAGGAGCAGCAGCAGCAGCAGCGUGUUACAGAUCAAUGCAGACAGGAGUGAAGCAGACUGCAGAGACGCGGGGACAAGCAGCAGCGUGGGGGGCGCAAGAAACUUCACAGAGGAAGAGCUGGCCAUCUAUAGAAUCCAUAGAGAAGCCUGUGAGGCAAAGAAGCAGAUGUAUGUCGACCCUUCCAGUGGAUACAAGGUGUUCACAGAGUAUGCCCACGUUCAGAGAGGGAAAUGCUGUGGCAGCGCAUGCAGACAUUGUCCAUAUGACCAAGUCAACGUGAAGGACCCUGCCAUGAAGAAACAGUUUAAUUCUUUAUUUUAUGUAUAGGCCUAACAGAGCCGUGCCAAAGGUAAAAUGUAAGACCCUUUUUAGAAUGGAAUACCGUACAUGUU